Messenger RNA from Brassica napus (rape), 1434 nucleotides. Its product is annotated as transcription factor LUX-like. Lineage: Eukaryota; Viridiplantae; Streptophyta; Magnoliopsida; Brassicales; Brassicaceae. Gene Ontology annotation, cellular component: nucleus. The transcript has 2 exons. Gene Ontology annotation, biological process: regulation of DNA-templated transcription. Gene Ontology annotation, molecular function: DNA binding; DNA-binding transcription factor activity. The record is from RefSeq and is a predicted model, not a curated record. The coding region runs from base 155 to 1072 and encodes 305 amino acids.
CAUCUGGAAUUAGAUAGUGUACUUUUCUCUUAUCUUUUUGCUUUUGCUAUUUUUUUUUCCAAGAAAAAUAUAUUUUCAAUCUUACGAGAUCUCAUCGAUUUGGAGGUUCUAGAUUUAAAUCUGUAUCUGAACUUCGAGAAAUUAGAGAGUGAAGAUGGGAGAGGAAGUGAGGAUGAAGGAUGUUUCCGGCGACGGAGAUAGGGUUAUGGAAUGGGAGAAGGGCUUACCAAGCGACGAAGAUUUGGCGACGCUCUCUUACUCUCUUGUCCCUUGGAAUCUCGCGAUGGCUUUCAGCAUAACCCCGGAGAAGAGCCGUACCAUCCAGGACGUGAAUCGUGCUUCGGAGACGACGUUCUCGUCGCUGCGCGGCGGAUCUUCCGGUCCCAACACCUCUUCGUCCACCAACCUCGGCGUCGCGGCAGAGGAGGAGGAUCGAGUAGGAUCGAGCAGUCCCGGAUCGGAUUCCAAGAAACAAAAGAUAUCGGAGGACUCCGCCGGGGUGGAUAUCUCUACGGCGGAGGAAGGAGAUUCGGGAACUGAAGAUCUCAACGGGAAGACACUGAAACGGGCGCGUUUGGUGUGGACGCCGCAGCUGCACAAGAGAUUCGUGGAUGUUGUGGCUCACUUAGGCAUUAAAAACGCAGUGCCGAAGACGAUCAUGCAGCUGAUGAACGUCGAAGGAUUGACUCGAGAGAACGUCGCGUCCCACCUCCAGAAGUACAGGCUGUAUCUCAAAAGGAUGCAGGGAUUGACUUUGGAAGGUCCCUCUUCUUCAGAUAAGCUCUUCUCCUCAACCCCUGUGCCUCCACAGAGCUUCCAAGACCUCGGUAGCGGCCAAGGGAGUGGAUCUGCCGGACAUGUGGGAGUGCCGUCGAUGAUGCAGAUGCCAGUCUAUGCGCAUCAUAUGGGUAUGCAAGGGUAUCAUCACCAGAAUCACGCUCAUGAUCCUUAUCAUCAGAACCAUCAUCGUGGAAGUGGCGGACCUGCAAAUCCAUAUAUGAUGCAGCAGAACAAGUUCGGAUCCAUGGCGUCUUAUCCUCCUGUCGGAGGUGGAAGCGCUAAUGAGAAUUAAAAGGAAUUGAAUAGGUUCUUUUUACGAGUUUUUCUAAGCCCAUCGUCAUCAUUGCAUCAUACAUAGGAGAUCAGCUGUUCAGACAACUCAUCAUGUCGAAACUAGACCAAUGACUAUUGUUGGAGCACAAUGCAUACAUGAAGACCUCUGACUAGUUUCAUGUACUGAUUUCUAUAUUGUAAUUUGAGGUAAGUCUCUUUCCUUACUCUUUGUAGUCACACCCUAAAAAGAUAAUCAAGAGAGCGUCUGUCGUAUUUCUCAGCAUUGUUAACUGUUUAUUUCUUCUUGGGAUGGCGUCAGACACAGUCUUUGUGUUUAUCUACCUUCGAUAUAUAUAUAUAUAUAUCAGUUAAAGACGACUA